AUGUGCUGUGCAUUAGGUUGCUGCUGUGUGGGCGAUGCAUCAGUAGAGAAUUACGAGAAUCUUCUGCAUAAAGGCCGCCGGUCGUGCACUGACUGCUCAUUUCUCAUAUUAUUUUUGAUCUUCUGUGGAGGUCUGGGAUCUAUUGCCUGGUACGCAUUGGAUAAUGGUGAUCCUUAUCGAAUCAUAUUCGGCUCUGACAGUUUUGGAAACACAUGUGGUCGGAACAAUGGUCCCAUAUAUAUUCGUUCGAACAAAUCUGGUCCAAAAGAACAAUUCGAAUUUUCUGGCCAGAAUAUGACGGAAAGAAGAUUUUUGUUUCCUCUAAACGCGUCAAGGGCGCUAGAUACAACAUGGGCAUGCGUUCGAAGUUGUCCGGAUGACACUGUUACUACCUAUGCAGGAAUUAAAAAAUUAGCAGUUGAACAAAACAACAGCUUAUGUGUUGACUACGACUCAGCAAUUGACGCAGCGAAUCACACACCACCAUUCGGAGUUUGCCCACGUUUGCCGGUUUUAAAAAGUACUGAAGUGAUGAAUCGCUGCAUACCGGAGGAUUUAAUCCUGUUUGGCAAAGAAUUACUGAAAAAAGUGAUUGAAUUAGACUGGGUUCGAGGAUAUUUGCAUGACUUAAUUGAUGCAUCGCCAUAUCUGCUCCAGAUGUGUUUAUUAGCACUAGUUUUUGCGUUGUUCUCUCUAUUUCUACUGCGAUUUUUUGCUGCUGUUAUUGUGUAUUUUGUAUAUUUAAUGGUUGCUUUGUUGGCUAUAGGAUUUUCUGGGAGUGUAUGGUAUGCUUUCUGGAGGACGUACAAGAACUCAAUGGAGUCAAGAAAGGGAAAUACUACUGAUGCAACAAUUGCUACGACGACAGUACCUAUGCGCCCGGGACGACGUCAUUUAACUACGGAUGUUCUGUUUAAGGACAUUAAUUUUAACGAAAUGUUUGAUUUUGAAAAUACCACGACCGUAACAUUGUUGGCGAUGGGCCUUGGAGCUACAAUAAUCUCGAUAUUUGUUGUCGCAGUAGUAUGGUGCGUGUUACCUCGUGGCAAGAAGAUGAUCCGCCUUUUCAAAGGAGCGUCAAGAGCUUUGUCUGCAAUGCCAUCUUUAUUACUGCAACCGCUGAUUAAUGCUGCACUAAUAUUAAUGGUCGCUGUCUAUACGUUGAGUGUGACGUUGGUUCUGUUCACUGCAGGCGAUUUGGUCAGCAGAAAAAUUGAGAAUGGAAAUGCUACAGAAGAAUUCAUCUACGUAAUAGAGACGAAUAUGACGCGAACGACCAGGUUGAUGAUGAUAUACCAGUUUGUCGGGUUUGUUUGGGUAUCUGAGUUUUUGAUGGCUUGCCAACGAUUAUUCAUAGCAGGAGCUGUUAGCAUGUACUAUUUCGACGUGCUUUCUUUGUCACGCCGUUUUGCAUCUCCAACUCCCAGAUCGCCUCUGAGGUGUUCAUUGUGGAAUCUUAUAAGAUAUCACUUGGGAUCAGCUGCAUUGGGAGCGUUCAUCAUCACGUUAGUAAGGAUACCGCGCUAUAUCGUUAUCUGGACAUUGGCCAGAAUGCGCUCGGUGGAGAAUCUAGUGGUCAAGAAAAUUUUAGCCGUCUUUGUGAUUUUACUGGAGUGCAUCGAAAAAUGUUUGCGAUAUAUCAAUUACAACGUGUAUACCGUGAUCUCAUAUUCGGGAUUCAGCUUUUGCCCAGCGGCAAAAAUGGCUAUAAAUCAUCUAUUGGAUAAUGCUGUUGACGUAGCAACCGUAAACACUGUAGGCGACUUAGUGUUGUUUCUUACAAAGUGUUUAGUGGCUGGCACAACAACGAUUUGUGCAUUUUUCCGUUUGGAGGAGCUAUGGCCAACACUGUCACAUCCAUGGUUCCCUUUGGUGAUUAUGUUCAUCUGCUCAUAUCAAAUUGCCAACUGCUUCCUGUCUGUGUACGAAAUGGCCAUUGACACAAUAUUGUUGUGUUGCGCUGAAGAGUUAGUGUUGCUAAGAGAUAAUCCUGAAGCCGUUCAACAGUUCAGGGACUACAUGGAUGGUACAUCGGAGAUGAUGGCUCAGCGGAAUGUACGAUUCCUCGGCGCCACAGCGAUUGAGGAGACGUAUCCGUUGAAUAGCAUGGAUGGGGAGAAGAAUUGA
This is a messenger RNA of Necator americanus (New World hookworm), 2127 nucleotides long. RefSeq lists its product as uncharacterized. Gene Ontology annotation, molecular function: transmembrane transporter activity. The coding region runs from base 1 to 2127 and encodes 708 amino acids. The transcript is spliced from 18 exons. NCBI's taxonomy places the organism in Eukaryota, Metazoa, Nematoda, Chromadorea, Rhabditida, Ancylostomatidae. The record is from RefSeq and is a predicted model, not a curated record. Gene Ontology annotation, biological process: transmembrane transport.